AUGACCGGCGAAAAGGUGGGGGUAGUGGCCAAUCUGCCCAUCCUGCUGGGACGAAAUGGGCUAGAAGGAGACCUUGCGCAGAAGGUGGGCCCAGUGGAGCCGGUCGAGCUUGAGGACUUGGAUCUCGAGGCUCACAAGGAGCUCCCCCCGACAGUUUGCGUCGAGCAUCCGUCGCAGCCGCUCUGCGAAAGGCUGGUCUUGAUCCUGGGCGUGACCUACGCUCUCGCCCAGGGCGUCUCGGCUCCCGCGAUCGCCCUCUUCACGGGGGAGAGCAUCACCACCGUGACGGCGGCCGGCGCCUCCGGCGCCAGUGAGCACCUCCUGAGCGCGAUGGCGCCCCAGCUCAUCAAGAUUGGGAUCCUGGCGACCAUCCAGUUCUUCUUGGCCUUCGGCUGGCAGACUUGCCUGUCCUGGGCAGCGGCCAAGCAGGCACGUCGCUGGCACCGCGGCUUCCUGGAAGCGAUGCUCUCCCGCGACAUCUCCUGGUACGACCAGCACGAGCCGGCUGGAGUGGCCAGCAAGCUGGAGGGUGAUGUUGCCAAUGUGUAUGUGUUCAUGUCCACUGCCCUCGGAUACCUGGUCGCGGCCUUGGGUCAGACUGUGUCUGGCUUGUCCCUGGCCUUGUACACUGGCUGGCAGCUCUCCCUCGUCGUGUGUGCCACAAUUCCGAUCCUGGCAUUCGCGGGCCAUCGCAUGGGCAGAGAAAUCGAGCAGCAGACCUCCAAGCAGAUUGCAGACUUCGCUCGAGCUUCGAGUGUCGCAGAGGAGUCGCUGAUGGCAAUCCGCACCGUGGCGGCUUUCGGCGGUGAGUCUGUCCAGUCCUCGCGAUUUGAGAAGGAGCUCCUGUCAGCAAAGCUGGGCGGGAUUCGUUCUGGCCUGCGGAUUGGUGCUUCCUGGGGUGGCCUCAACUUCUUCUACUCCUGCCUCUACGCGCUGGCCCUGUGGUUCGGCGGCCACGUCCUCAUGUCCGACGAGGGCGCCGGCUUCGAGCCCGACCACAUCGUCACGGUCAUGAUCGCGAUGAUGGUGGGCAGCUCCGGCCUCAGCGCCUUCAGCGGCUACGCCCCGGUGAUGGCGCGCGCGGUCGUGUCCUUCAAGGAGAUGAGGGAGGUGAUGGAUCCCAGGGGCUCCAAGGGCUCCAAGGACUCCGAGGCCCAGGAGGCCCGGAUAGAGGAGCCGCUCUACACGCCCGCCCUGCUGCCGGAGCAGCUUCGCGUGGUCCAGAGCAUCGAGUUCCGGAACGUCAGCUUCAAGUACCCGACCCGGCCGGACAAGUGGGCCCUGAAGAAUUGCAGCUUCCGAGUAGAGAGAGGCCAGAAGAUUGCCUUCGCGGGCGAGAGUGGCUCUGGGAAGAGUACCACCAUCCAGCUCCUCGAGCGAUUCUACGCAGGGGAGGUGCUGGUGAACGGAGUCCAUCUCAGCCAAGUCUCCGCCAAGGCCUGGCGCAAGCUCAUCGGCUACGUCGGCCAGGAGCCGGUGCUCUUUGCGACCACGGCCAUGAGCAAUAUCAAGGCAGGAGACGCCUCCAUCACCGAUGCCAUGGCGAUCAAAGCCGCCAAGGCCGCGCAGAUCUACGACACUCUGCAAGGGCUGCCACAUGGCCUGGACACCUUCGUGGGCGCGGGAGGCGGAAUGCUUUCGGGAGGACAGCGGCAGCGCGUUGCCAUCGCGCGUGCUCUGGCCAAGAGCCCUCAGGUCUUGAUCCUUGACGAGGCAACCUCGGCACUGGACAACGAGUCUGAGCGCAUGGUGCAAGCCACCCUGGACGCGCUGGGCACGGACUUCACCACUAUUUCCAUCGCUCACCGGCUCAUGACCAUCAAGGGCUCCGACGUGAUUUAUGUCCUUCAGGAUGGGAGUUGCUGUGAGCAAGGCGGCCACGAAGAGCUCAUGGAACAGAAAGGCGUCUACUACAGCAUGGCCACGCUGCAGCAGGCGAAGAGCGAGGAGAAGGAGGAGAACCCCUCCCCCACCCAGGUGGCAUCGCCGGCAAGCCUCCGAGAGUCCAUAGUGACACCGGAGGAGGAUCCAACCAAACCUUCGGGCGCCGCGCCACGGCGCCGCCUGCUUGGCAUGAUGGACGUCUACUGGUGGAUCUGGCCGGUUGCCUUCGUCAUCGUGGCAGCAGAGGCCUGUGGGAUGCCCCUCCAAGCCUUCUUCUUCAACAAAGCCGUCAUGUCGCUCUUCGACGGGGGCGACGCUCUCAACGGGGCAGUCUUGGGGUUGGUGGUUGUGGGAUUAGGCUCCGGUUUCUUCACCUUGCUGCAGAACUCCCUCUUCACCUACCUGCAGGACUUGGAGGAGUGCUUGUGCAUGAUCCUGCGCAAGGCGGCCUUCGCCAGCACCAUCCGCAUGGACAUGGCCUUCUUCGACGCGCCCGAGAACCAGACGGCCAGCAUCCUGGUGUCCUUGGAGAGGCACAUGAACCGGGUGGGGCAGAUGCUCGGCAUCCAGCUCGGGAACUCCACGGGCGCCGUCCUCACCUGCUUCCUGGCCAUCGGCGUGAGUUUCUGGGGCUGCUGGGUCCUGGCCACGGCGGCCCUGGUCUUCUUGCCCUUCUGCGCCCUCCUGUCCUUCCUGGUGGCCAUCGGCGCCGCCCGGAACGAGCCCGAGGCCGAGGCGGCCUACGCCGCCGUGGGCCACGCCACGUCCGAGGCGGCCACGUCCAUCCGCACGGUGCGCGCCUUGGGCGCGGAGGAGCGCACGCUGGAGCUCAUCGACGUGUCCCUGAACAGGCUCACCGAGCUCAAUGCCGCGAAAGCCUGGAAGCUUGGGCUCUCCCUCGCCCUGAACCUGAGCAUCUUUCCGGCCAUCUUCUUGGCAGGCUUCUGGAUGAGCGCCGCGAGCAUUCAGUACUGGGGCUUCGAUGCCAGGCAGGUCAUGCUGACCCUCUUCUGCGUGGUCUUCGGGGUGAUGUCUGUCAGCUCCAUCGUCCAGUACAUCCCGGACUCUGCGUCCGGCUACCAUGCUGCUGUCCAGGUCUUCCGCCUCAUCGACCAGGUCUCGAAGAUCGACGCCACGCAGCCGGUGGGCAUUGAGAGCACCGGGGAUGGGUCGAUUGAGUUCCAGGAGGUGCACUUCUGGUACCCCCACCGCCCCGAGGUGCGCGUGCUCAAGAAGCUGAGCUUCAGCAUCCGGAAGGGCGAGUCGGUGGCACUGGUGGGCUUCUCGGGCAGCGGCAAGUCGACGGUGAUCCAGCUCCUCCAGCGCUUCUACGACCCCCAGUGCGGCUCCAUCCGCGUCGGCGGGGAGCUCGGCGCCGACCUCCGAGACCUCAACGUGGCCUGGUGGCGCCGGCAGCUGGGGGUCGUCGGCCAGGAGCCUGUGCUCUUCGACAUGUCCCUCGCAGAGAAUGUGCGGUACGGCUGCCCCGAGGCGACCGACGAGGAGGUGUGUGAAGCGGCCAAGCAAGCCAACAUGGACUACGUCUUCUCGGAGUGUGAUGGAAGCAGCUACGCCCUCUCGGGCGUGAACACGGGCGCCGUGAAGUGGGCGGACCGGGUCGGGCUCCGCGGGGGGAAGCUUUCGGGCGGGCAGAAGCAGCGCUGUGCCAUCGCCCGGGCCCUGCUCCGCCGGCCUCAGUUCCUGCUCCUGGACGAGGCAAUGUCGGCCCUGGACUCGGUGUCGGAAAGCCUCAUACAGCAAGCGAUGCAGGAGGCAAGGGUGGGCAGAACCACCAUCACCGUGGCCCACCGUUUAUCCACCAUCCAGAACUCGGACAAGAUCUUCGUUCUGUCGGACGGACGGCUGGUGGAGUCUGGCACCUACCAGGAGCUCAUGAGCUUGCGGGGCAACUUUGCGACGCUUGCAGCCGGAAGCCUGUGA
Molecule: messenger RNA, 3825 nt
Organism: Symbiodinium natans
Lineage: Eukaryota; Dinophyceae; Suessiales; Symbiodiniaceae
Source: the annotation of a GenBank genome assembly